UCCAAAUCCAAUGAUCGAAAUCCAAAUUCAUUUUUCAUCUCCGAUUCUCUCUCCCGUUCAUUCAUUCUUCUACAUUAUUCUCUCCAUUUCAAAACCUCAUCGAUCAAUGAGACGAAACGACUACAACAACAAUGAGAGAAAUCCUCCACAUUCAAGGCGGACAAUGCGGGAACCAGAUCGGUUCCAAGUUUUGGGAGGUAACCUGCGAUGAACACGGCGUUGAUUCAACAGGAAAGUAUGCAGGAUCCUCCGAUGUACAAUUGGAAAGGAUCAAUGUCUAUUUUAAUGAGGCUUCAGCUGGCCGCUACGUUCCUCGAGCGGUGCUUAUGGAUCUCGAGCCUGGCACUAUGGAUAGUAUUAGGUCGGGACCGUACGGACAGGUUUUUCGUCCAGAUAACUUUGUAUUUGGACAGUCCGGCGCUGGAAAUAAUUGGGCGAAAGGUCAUUAUACUGAAGGAGCUGAAUUAAUUGAUUCUGUUCUUGACGUUGUUCGGAAGGAAGCAGAGAAUUGCGAUGCUAUGCAAGGUUUCCAAGUUUGUCACUCACUUGGAGGAGGGACUGGAUCUGGAAUGGGAACACUAUUGAUAUCAAAGAUAAGGGAGGAAUAUCCAGAUAGAAUGAUGCUCACCUUCUCCGUUUUCCCUUCACCAAAGGUCUCCGAUACUGUGGUUGAACCCUAUAACGCAACUCUUUCAGUCCACCAGCUGGUAGAGAACGCAGACGAAUGCAUGGUCCUCGACAACGAAGCUCUCUACGACAUCUGCUUACGCACAUUGAAGCUCAGCAAUCCCACAUUUGGAGAUCUGAACCAUCUCAUCUCCGGCACCAUGAGCGGUGUAACAUGCUGCUUGAGAUUCCCCGGUCAGCUGAAUUCCGACUUAAGGAAGCUAGCAGUGAAUCUAAUUCCAUUCCCAAGACUUCAUUUCUUCAUGGUUGGAUUCGCUCCACUAACCUCCCGUAGUUCUCAACAAUACGUGUCCCUAUCGGUACCAGAGCUGACUCAACAGAUGUGGGACGGGAAGAACAUGAUGUGUGCUGCGAAUCCUCGUCACGGACGAUACCUAACAGCUUCAGCUAUGUUCAGGGGAAAGAUGAGCACGAAGGAGGUUGACGAACAGAUGAUUAAUGUACAGAGCAAGAACUCUUCAUACUUUGUGGAAUGGAUUCCUAACAACGUGAAGUCGAGUGUCUGCGAUAUCCCUCCGACUGGAAUGAAAAUGGCGUCGACGUUUAUUGGGAAUUCGACUUCGAUUCAAGAGAUGUUUAGGAGGGUGAGCGAACAGUUUACGGCUAUGUUUAGGCGUAAGGCUUUCUUGCAUUGGUAUACUGGAGAAGGAAUGGAUGAAAUGGAGUUUACUGAGGCGGAGAGUAAUAUGAAUGAUUUGGUGGCGGAGUAUCAGCAAUAUCAGGAUGCUACGGCAGAGGUGGAAGGAGAGUUUGAAGAAGAGGGUGAAGAGAACUAACUAACUCAGAUUUCUACGGCUACUUUUUUUUCUUAAUUGUUGUUUUUUAAUUAUUUUAUUUACUUAUAUAGGAAAAAAAAUGGAAAAAGGAAAUUUGCAGAAAAUUUGAUAUAUUAGUAUAGGUAUAUAUCAAUAUAUAUAACUAAAAGUGUGAAUUCCUAAUUUCUCAUCAUUCUUUUUUUUUUUUAUUUCAGUUAUGGUUUCGAACCAUAUAUUUUC
Impatiens glandulifera is the source of this 1682-nucleotide messenger RNA. Its product is annotated as tubulin beta chain-like. Gene Ontology annotation, molecular function: structural constituent of cytoskeleton; GTPase activity; GTP binding. The coding region runs from base 132 to 1463 and encodes 443 amino acids. Gene Ontology annotation, cellular component: microtubule; cytoplasm. Gene Ontology annotation, biological process: mitotic cell cycle; microtubule cytoskeleton organization. Lineage: Eukaryota; Viridiplantae; Streptophyta; Magnoliopsida; Ericales; Balsaminaceae. The transcript has 3 exons. The record is from RefSeq and is a predicted model, not a curated record.